UUUGUUCGAAGCAGUCAGUAAAUAUUUUUCUCCUCUGUGUGCCAUCAUCAGAGGAGCUCGCUCGGGGUACCAGGCUCAGAUUAUAGAGGAGUGCAAAAAAAAUCUUUAUCUUUAGGCGAACGGAGAAACACGCAAUAGGAGAAAAGAAAACCAGUGCUCGGUCGUCGGGAUCGUCCGGAUUCGAACGUUUCGUCGUUUUUCGCAUGUGACAAGCCCGGGGGUAGUGUGUUCCGUUCCUGAUUUGUUUGUUCCCUUUUGGCGAUUUCCUGGUCCCGGACGGUGGAAAACUUUCUGGACCUCCAGCAUAGCAGAAAUUUUUCUCCGUCGCAGAACGGCGACGACGACGACGACGACGAAGACGGCAGGAAAACGGGGCGUCUUCCCUUCCAACCAAAACUAGCUCUCCAGGAAAGGCCACCAAGUGGACGGAACUGGAGAAAACAGUGCAUAUCCGUGCAGGUUUCGAGAAAAGGCAAUCCGCAGCAGUUCGGACGAAACUGGUUUGGAAUCGAAAAGGCUGAAAAAGAAAAAUGGGAACUUUGGUUGUCGAUGGCGGUAUUCAUCAGACGGAAUUGUUGACCAUCGAGUCACUGGUGAACGAGUUCUACCAUCCGGGGACGUCCAACGCUAGGAAACACACGAUCGAAGGACAGCUUCAGCAGUUCCAGCGAGCACCACACGCCUGGGCCCUGUGUCUGCAAUAUCUGGUUCAGUUCAACAAUCAGUACUUUUGGUUCUUCAACGUUUCGACCGUGGAAGUGACCAUCAGCCAACGAUGGUUAUCGUUGGACGAAAACCACCGGGCACAGAUUCGAGAAUCGCUGUGGGCAACGUAUGCGGGUUUCUCGCAUGACAUUCCCGGAAUGCAACGGGACAAGGUUGCACAGUUGAUUGCCCUGAUCGGGAAGCGCCAAUUCCCGGAUGAACAUCCGGACUACAUGAAUCAGGUAUUAGAGCUUCUGAAAAGUAAAUUCAUCCUAGGCGUAACGCUGCUGCGAUCGACCUCGGAUGAAAUCACCAGCACAAAGGCUGACAUCACAAGCGAUCGGCAGAAAUACCUUUCCUACUGUGUUUCGAUGUACCUCCCGUCGGUGUUCGAAAUCCUGGAGAAGUACGCUGAGCUAUGCAUCACACGAACUAGUUGUAAGAACGGAAUCAGCCUAGCACAUCUACCGCCUCCGUUUGGGGACGAUUCACGUGUCGAGCAGGCUACCAUGGAUCUACUGCUGUGCGUUCAGCAAAUCUUCUCCUGGGCUCCGCUGGAUAACAUUACGGAGCCGCAGUUUUUCCAGAGCCUGUUCAUGCUGGCACGCUGGAACGAAGCGUACAACGACGUAUCCAUUUCGGCCCUGACUACGAUUUCGGAACUGUUCUACCGCCAGAAGCCGCUACCGCUACCGACGGUCAUUGCGACCGGGGUGAUCGAUCUCCUGCAGCAGUCAACACUCAAGCUGUCCAAUGAACUGUAUCAGGACAAACUUACCGAACUGCUGCGACUGUUCACCGCCCAGCAGUGGUCCAAGUGGAGCAAAGACCCGCACUUUCCGGCGAUGAGCUAUCUCAACUCGCUGUUCCAGUAUACCUUUUUCGGGUACGGUGCGUUAGCAUUCACCGAACGGUUAGCCAUCUGGACGCCGAUUGUGCAGAGCUUUGCGGCGACCGACAACGGAACGGUGGGCAAGCAUAGCGACAAGCUGCUGGCGUUGGCCUCGGGAACCGUGAAGCGGAUGCUGUUCCAGUACGAUUUCGACCAGCAGCUGGAGAUGCUGGACAACGAAGAGCUGGACGAUGACAACGAAACCGAGCUGCAGCACUUCUUCAACCAGUGCAUCGACACGAUAGCGCAGAUCGCGGAAAUCGAGCCGAUCCGGGUGUACGAUAUGGCUUUCUCCGAGUUUGCCUCCGACGCCAGCGGACCGUACGGUCAGGUCCUGUCCACGGUUGGCGGUAUGCUGCUGAACGGUUCCAGCUACGUCGCAUCACGUCCGGCUGCCGCCACCGCCGCUCUGCUACAGGACGAGGAAGCUCGGUCCGGAUUGCGGUGCAAGUUCCGUGAUUUCAUUUCGCUGUGCCAAAUAAUCGCCCGGGUUAGUCCCCUGCUGCAUGAACGUUCCGAAAAGGUCAGCGCCUCGCUGGGGCGGCUGAUCGAAGAUCUGGUCAAGCUGGUCGAGAUGGUGUCUAGCGCUUCGGGUGAUCCGUUGGAGUAUUUCUUUGUACACAUGCAACCCUUGGCCGGGGAGCUGGUGGACGUGAUCGGGCAGACCUUGAUCACGUUACGAAGCCUCCUGGUCGUGACGCACAUUCCAUUUGGGGAUGCAGAAAUGAUGCAUUUCGUCGGAUGCAUUCCGAGGUUCCUGUCGCCUCCGCAGAAGAUCAAGAGGGACCAGCUGAAGACGUUGACCACUGCAGCGGGUCAGCUAUUGGUCAGUGUCAGUGCCAAUUUGCGACCAAAGUAUCUCGUACAGUUGAUAAAACCACUGGUGCACAGUGACCUACGGCACCUGGAGCGCCCGGUGGCUUUGACGGUGAGACUAUCCAUCUGUAAUUGCUUCGUACUACCGUGGGCGGGCUGUAGUGCUGGGGAGCAAAACUUCGAAGGUCGUGCUGCACUUCUACAGGAAUAUAUUGCAUUUAUUGCCGGUGAUUUGAUUAGGUUAGACUUGGGCCAUACCUUUAGCAGUAGCAAUCCUUCGUUGGACUAUGGUCAGGAGGAGAAGAUCGUGUCGGUGGCAACAAUUGUACUUAGCACGUUGCGAGAUCUGCUGGAAUACUACCAGGAGCAGAGCAGUUCCGUCAAACAGAUGCUAGCGGCCGCCUACAGGCCUGUGAUAGAGAAAACCCUAGCCAUCUACAGUGCAGCCAGCAGCAAGAACUGCGCGCUGAUCGAGAAAAUCUUCGAAUUUUGCAUGGGAAUUCUCCGAACCCUGCAGGUUCAGUUGGGGCAAGUGUUCCUGAAGAAUAUCAUUCUGCUCUUCCUGGGCAAGACCAAAACGGAACAGAUCACUUCGCAGCGUUUCCGUUCGCUGGAUAUUCUGCUCAAAAUGUUCCUUCUAAUCGUAGAACAGCCGGGUAAUGUUUCCCUUCUGCCGGACAUCCUGAACUUUUCGAUCGAGCACGUACUCCCGAUGGUGUUCUCUUCCGAGUACAGCGGAAAAGGUGAACUAAGUGGCCACGCGGAUGUUAGCUUAUCGUUGUAUCAGCUGUUCAAUGGAAUACUGCUCCAUCGGUGGCAGUAUUUCUACAAGUCAAGUGUACUGAAGCAGUUUGCUCCGAGUUCUACGGGUUUAAUCCAGCAGCCGCAGUCGGUUCUGGAACAUCCGGAGCAGUUUGCGGCCAUCAUGAACGCAUACGGUCAGGCGAUCGUAUGUUCGAACGAUCCUCACGUAACACGUGCCACGCUACAAACGCUGCAAGCGUUGAACGACCGAUGGAAGCUCUAUCUGAGGGAUUUUUUCCGCGAAAAUCUACUGCAGUCGUUUGAGGCUGCCAUCAUCAAGGCGCUGGUGGCGCCGGAGGGCAUUUUACACUACGACCUGUUCCUGGCGGUGCUGUACAGCAUGGGAGAGGUAGACAUGAAGCGGCUACACGAGACGUUCACCGGAAUUGGCUUUCCGGCCGUUUCGCAACAGGUCGAGGAAGUCUGCUUGGCUACGGACUACCCAACCUUUGCCCAUCGUAUGAACCAACUGAUUCAGGACACCAAAUGCUGCCAAGUGAAUGGCACCGUGGCUUAAUCGCGAAUGCCAUCCCCGUCAUCGUAAUCAUAUAUAACUCGUCACAUCAUCACAACACCGCACAAUCGAAGCGAACUCGAACGCCGCCAUCGGAUAACAUAACAUACUUAUAAAUUUCCCGUUCCCAACUAACUCUCUAUCUCAUUCACUCCCACAAACCAACGGCCAUUAUGGUGAGAGAGAACCAGCUUGCGUUUCGGCUGAGUUGCCCGGAGAGAGCGAAACGCGUGGGGCAGAACUGAAAUUCACGAAAAUUCCAUACUUUUUUUUUACUACUAAUAAUAAUCGCAAUUUAAGGAAAUUAAACAAACAACAAAAUACACAAUUGAGAUAAGAUAAGAAGCGCAUAAUGGAUAAAAAAAAAAUCGUAAAAAAUUAAAUUUCCAAUCGUACGUACGUGAAUCAGAUAUAGUGAACAUUUUGCUCUUCUACUCGUGUGCGCGUAGCGAAUAAGUUUACACACUGAGAUUCGACUCGAAUUGUGGAGGAAAGGAAAAGGAUCAGCGUUUUCUUAUUUGUUUUUAAGAAAACACAGAAAACCACUUGUAUUUAUGUUUCUUUUAAGUUGAUAUUUGCUUUUAUGAUCAGGUGAAACUUGCUCUAGAGAGUGCUUAUGCUGUAAGAAGAAGAAACAAGAAAGAAAGUUACAGGAUCAGUUCGAACCGUGCUAAUUCUCCUAUUGAAAUCUAAGUCGUAAAUAGAUGAUAUCAUUAUCAGGAUUUUAUUUUAUAAUCAAGUUGUAACAUGUGAUAUUCAGAAGGAUUAGUUUUAAAAAAAUACAAUUUUUCGCUCUAUAUUCAAUCAGAUUUAUGUUGUGUUUCGUUUUUAAAUCUAUUCAACUUCUUUUCGUUUAGUCCCUUUUGAAAUCUGUGCACAUGUUUAUUUAUGAUAAUCACGAUUUUAUCCUUAGAAAACUCGGUUCUGUUUAUUUUUCACUGUUUAAUUUAGGCUUCUCUUAGUCCAAACAAAAAUCUAUCGCAGGCAAACAAAGUAGGGAAGUAGUAUUACAAAUAUGGUUUCCUAUAAACAAAAACAACAAACAGAUAAAAAAAAAAUAUGCCUGAUAUAGAGUGUUAAAUUAUAGAUAUAUUCUACAAAUAUUUUCCAUGAAGAUAAUUUCCAGGAAAUUGAUAGGAUCUAGCAAUAAGAAGAAAGGAAAUGCAUUAAUAUGUAAUCGAUCGAA
Messenger RNA from Ochlerotatus camptorhynchus, 4917 nucleotides. RefSeq names its product exportin-6-A-like. NCBI's taxonomy places the organism in Eukaryota, Metazoa, Arthropoda, Insecta, Diptera, Culicidae. Gene Ontology annotation, biological process: protein export from nucleus. The record is from RefSeq and is a predicted model, not a curated record. The transcript has 5 exons. Gene Ontology annotation, molecular function: small GTPase binding; nuclear export signal receptor activity. Bases 531 to 3734 code for a protein of 1067 amino acids.